This is a messenger RNA of Punctularia strigosozonata HHB-11173 SS5, 303 nucleotides long. Its product is annotated as DUF427-domain-containing protein. NCBI's taxonomy places the organism in Eukaryota, Fungi, Basidiomycota, Agaricomycetes, Corticiales, Punctulariaceae. The transcript has 4 exons. The record is from RefSeq and is a predicted model, not a curated record. The coding region runs from base 1 to 303 and encodes 100 amino acids.
AUGGUGAAAGUCGAACUCGACGGCACGCUUCUUGCAGAGUCGGACGCGACGGUGGUGGUAGAAGGAAACCACUAUUUCCCGCGCGACGCUAUCAAAACCGAGUACUUCAACCCGUCCAACACGCACACCACCUGCCCUUGGAAAGGGUAUGCGUCCUACUACAAUGCGUCGGUCAACGGGAAAGAGGUGAAAGACAUUGCAUGGUACUACCCCGAGACCAAGGAGAAGGCCAACAAUAUCAAGGACUACGUAGCGUUCUACAAGGUCUCUGUGGACAUCAUCCCUCUCGGAUCGUAUGACUGA